Molecule: messenger RNA, 1219 nt
Organism: Cantharellus anzutake
Lineage: Eukaryota; Fungi; Basidiomycota; Agaricomycetes; Cantharellales; Hydnaceae
Exons: 3
Source: RefSeq, a predicted model, not a curated record
GACAGGGAGUUGUCGCUGGGAACAGCCUCGACACCCAGCAGGCUAAGGGACUCCGCCAGAUAAUCUUCCGGGUCUUGAGACCCUGGGGUACUCGAGCGUGAUCCCAACUCCUUGUCGCUCAUUGUGAGAGGCUUAGCGGCUUUGGCCUUUUCUCAAUGGGUGGCAAACAGCUCGGAUCCGGCAAGCUGAGGAAUGGGACGGUGUGACAGACCGAUCGAUCCAACUGUCACAUCUGCGAGGAUGGCACGCUGAGCAUCCAGACUCAAUCGUACUGGCACACUCUACUUAAGCGAUUUGUGUAAGACUCUGUACCACCUCGUUGGUCCCCAUGGAACCGAAAGACCAGGGAUAUAAAGUUCGAAAUACAAAGCAUCCCUCUACGUUGCUUCCCAGGGGCUCUCAAAUCUUCAUAGUCGAAGGGAAUGAAUUUUUGGUACCCAGAGCCCUUCUUGCUCACAUCAGCGAAGUCUUCAGGGGUAUAGACUCUACUGAGGACUCCGAUGAACCCAUCAUGCUGGAUGAUAGCGCCGAAGCAUUCCGUGAUUUUGUGGAUGUUUUGUUCGACCCUUUCACUUCUUGUCUGGUUCAAGAAAACCCCGACCUAAGGCAACUUCUUCACGUAUUGCAGGUCGCGCACAAAUAUUGUGCCAAUGACAUUGAGGAACGUGCCCGCAAAAUUGUUUCAAGGAUGACGCAAGACAUGAUCCGUCUUCACUUGGGACCAAAUCUUUCUGCUCUUGAUGUCUUUCGUAUCGCGAGCAAGGCUUGCUGCCCGGCUAUUGCAGAGGACGCUUGGGAUAUCGUGCUGGAAUCUUACAAGAAACACAAAGUCGACAGCAAAUCGCUCCUCGAUGAGGGAUUACAUUCGGGAUUCGAAAAGUUUCUGCUUUCUGCCUAUUAUAAUAUCAUGAUUCAGGGACCCACACAUUGGGAGAAGGAUACAGCUCUAACAUCCGAUGUGAAAAACACACUUGCUUUUGGAACCCUAAGGUGCAUGGGAGACUGGGAGGCUUUAAUGGCGCGACUCGCUUCGGGAAAACUGGAUAUACCCCUUCCCACGAACGUCGAGCCAGAACGGGAGUCCGUCUCGAUCUCACCUUCACCGUUCUGCGACUACCACUUCACUGGCGGGUAUUACUCCGAGAUCGCCUUCAUAGCACAGGUUUAUUCCUACUACGGAGUUUCGCCGUACGACGUGGUGGGAAAGUUGCAUGCCUGU